UGAAACAGAAGGUGAUGCUCUGCUCGCACUGAGUGCCAUGCACGGACUAGGGAGCUCUUUCAAAUGACGUUCCUACAUCACGGCGCUUAUCCGCUGUAUGGGCCCCACCAGACCCCACCGCGUCCGGCAUGCUGCGCUGAGAGCUGUUUCUGACGCUCGAGCAGACCUGGCUUCUAUUACAAGUGGCUCGAUGCCACAGGGUGUGGAUACAGGACUCCUAGAUGAGCUUUCUCGCGCUCUUUUCACUGUCGUAUAUCCAAAUGAUGACCAGCCAAUCCACGACAAUAGUCGUCCCAAUGCCUCUUUCCACUACACUCGAGACUGCUGCUAUGCCCGCCUCAUAUUUGCCUUGGCAAUGAACGACGAGUGGCAUGAACGUCUGACCCGUGAUGGACAUCUCACGCGGUGCACUUCUCUAGUCAAUCAAGCCCUUGAACACGAGCCAUGGGUUCUCAGAUGCUACCUUGCUGGAAUCUUCGCAUUUACUGAUCCCUCAGACAAGGCUCUUCCUCUUAGCCCUGUCCAAAAGAAGUGGCGGUUAUGCGUCAGGACAAUGUGGAGAGAGCUACCGACAUCCUUCUCGAUUGACGUACUGCCAGACCUCGUGACAGUGACUAGGCAGCAUCUGCGAGGGGAUAACGGUGUUCCGGACAAUGAGCUGUUGGAUCUCGCUAGAGAUGUGCAUCAGGCUGUGGAAUCGUUGGAGUGGAAACAGGCAGCAUGGGCGUGUCUGGGGAUAUGUUCACAGGCUGACUUUGAUGCUGUGCUACGCGUUGUGCAGGCCUUGGAUGUCGAACUUUGUCAGGUGAUUGAGAACCCAGAGACUUCGCAAGGGGACAGCGGUCCAGGCUCUUCUGGGUCUUGAAGGAAAUGAUUGUUACUGGUUGUACUUAUAUUAUGUGUUUGUUACGCAGCU
Messenger RNA from Suillus discolor, 916 nucleotides. RefSeq lists its product as uncharacterized. The coding region runs from base 98 to 865 and encodes 255 amino acids. The transcript has a single exon. Lineage: Eukaryota; Fungi; Basidiomycota; Agaricomycetes; Boletales; Suillaceae. The record is from RefSeq and is a predicted model, not a curated record.